GAAAAAAGAAAAAGAAAACUUUAAAAACAAAAUGGCAAAAAUAAUUUUAUUCGUUUUUCUUGCUUUGGCUUAUUUUGCAUUUUGCUCAGCAAAUGCUAUUGAAAGUGGAAGCGAAGUCGAAGAUGUUCCUGCAGCCAACGACAGCGAUGAGGGCGAAACGAUUUUUGAACGCAUGGGAAGAUCUGGAGAACUCUGUAGAUGGAUCCCUAAACCUCUAAGAAAUGCUGCUUGUCAUACUUGGUGCACGAAAGUCCAAUUUAGACCAGAUGGACGUUGUGAAGGGCAUAAAUGUGUCUGCGCUUAAACGAAAUCCGAUAUCCCUCGACUAGAGGAUUUAUUCUUUAGAUCCCACCUUACUGAUGAAAUCGGCGAUACCCUUCAAUAUAAACUAUAUACAUAAUCAAUAAAAUAUCCAUUUAUGUACAUAAAUAAAUAAAUAAAUAAAUAGAUAUAUAAAUAAAUCUCUAAUAAAUAAUUCUCAAUUUUUCUUUUUCAUUUAAUAUCUCAGAAUGAGAUUUGAAUCUAAAAGUAAAACGAA
This is a messenger RNA of Clunio marinus, 538 nucleotides long. The record is from the annotation of a GenBank genome assembly. NCBI's taxonomy places the organism in Eukaryota, Metazoa, Arthropoda, Insecta, Diptera, Chironomidae.